Molecule: messenger RNA, 2412 nt
Organism: Seminavis robusta
Lineage: Eukaryota; Bacillariophyta; Bacillariophyceae; Naviculales; Naviculaceae
Source: the annotation of a GenBank genome assembly
AUGAAGGGUAUCUUGCGGAAGAAAGGAGGCAAGUCCAAGGCUUCUUCCAAGCCCUCUUUGAAGCAAUCUCCAAGGCCGUCAACGCCACAAGGAAGUGAUGCCGGGAAACGCCGAGAAGGACUCAAACGAACCAAGGGCUCCAAAGGCAAAAUCUCACCUCAAGAUGGAGAGACCAACACGGCGCCUGCCAGCGAACGGAAUGUCCGUGCGCCAAAACAGAAUCGUCAAAACAUUUUUGCCCAAUCCCUCGACAUUGAAGCCGAAACCAACUUUGAAACCCCCGUCUUUCCCAAAUCUGCCACGGCCAUUCAGUUCAUUGAUGGGAUUAUGGAAGAUAAUUUUGUCUUUGCCAGUUUGGCCCCCAAAGAACGACGGACCAUGAUUGAUGCCAUGAAAUGCGAAACCGUCCCGGCGAAAACGCAAAUUAUCAAACAAGGAGAAACGGGAGAUUACUUUUACGUAGUGGAACAGGGAACGGUCAAUUUUGAAGUCGACAGUGUCAAUGUCGGUUCGUGUUCCCGUGGUGGAGCGUUUGGAGAAUUGGCGUUGCUCUAUGAUUCCCCUCGAGCGGCAACUUGUUUGGCGCAUACGGAAUGUGAACUGUGGAAAGUGGACCAGAAAACAUUCCGAUACAUUCUCGCCAAUAGUACCAAUAGCCAGAAAAAGGACGUGCAUCAUAUUCUUCAAAAGGUACCCUUCUUGACAGAUUUGGACAAGCUGGAUCUCAUCAAACUGUCAGAUGCCUUUGUGGCCAAGAGCUAUCCGGAAGGUGGACGGAUCAUCAACAAGGGAGAUGUGGGGGAGAAUUUCUACAUUAUUCAAGAAGGAACGGCAAAGGUGCAUGACAUUGGCUUUGGGGAUAGUGCAUCGAUUGAAAUAUCCCUCAAAGCAGGAGAUUACUUUGGAGAACGAGCACUCUUGACGGGGGAUCCCCGGGCUGCCCAUGUGACUGCCACGAGCACUUGCAUCUGCCUGUGCCUCUCACGAGAAACCUUUCAGCAGGUGCUGGGCCCGCUGCAGGGAGCCAUUGAUCGAGCCAUGAAAAAGCGGGCACUCAUGGGUGUUCCCGUCUUUGCCGACUCCAAACUACAACAAUUUGAAAUGGCUCGUCUUACGGAACUUAUUGUCGAGACCACCUUCCAGCCAGGCACUGUCUUGGCCGAGAAAGGAAAACCACUGAUACAGAAUCUCUAUGUCAUUUUGCAUGGAAAGGUUGCUGUGGUCAACCAGGAUGGAAUGGUCAAAAUAUUGAAAGAUGCAGACUACUUUGGUGACCGAUACCUCAAGGAACCAGAUGGUUGCUUGAGUAACCAAUCCAUCACUGUCAAACAGGCGACAAAAUGUGUGGUUCUAUCCAAGCACGAUAUCGAAGGCGUCCUUGGAAAUAUUGCCAGGCUGGGCGAACCAUUGACCAAUGUUUCCGCCACUAUGGACCGAUCCAUCCGCUUUAAAGAUUUGGAGAAGACGCGCAUCCUUGGAGUCGGUACAUUUGGAAUUGUGUGGCUCGUCAACCACAAAAAGACCAGCAAACCAUAUGCACUGAAGCAACUUGACAAACGUGAGAUCAUGGGGCAUCAUCAAAUAGAUGGAGUGUUACGUGAGAAGAAUAUCAUGGCUUCGUUAGAUCAUCCCUUUGUCAUUGAUCUCGUCUCGACGUUUCAAGAUGAGUGCCACCUCUACAUGUUAAUUGACCUCGUUCAAGGUGGUGAACUCUUCUCCGUGAUUCAUUCCGAGAAACGAGAUGGAAUCCCAAACGGAAACGCCCGCUUCUAUGCGGCGUGCAUCUUGGAAGCAAUGUCACAUUUGCAUUGCAGGAACAUCUGCUACAGGGACUUAAAACCCGAGAACGUGUUGAUUGAUCAAUGGGGCUACACGGUCCUUGUGGAUCUUGGUUUUGCCAAGGUGGUUGUCGACAAAACGUACACACUUUGCGGGACGCCAGAGUACUUGGCACCUGAAAUCAUUGUUUCAAAGGGUCAUGACAAAGGAGUGGAUUAUUGGGCGUACGGUGCACUCAUAUUUGAGAUGAUAGUUGGAGUGUCACCGUUCUAUUCGGAAGGAACUGACCAGGUGAGCCUGUUCAAACGGAUAGUUCAGGCAAGCUUUGAGUUUCCAGAGGGCAUUGUUCAUGAGCAGGCAGAAGAUUUGAUCAAGAGGCUACUGACACACAGACAAGCAGAUCGCUUGGGAUGCAUGGCCAGUGGAGAAGACGACAUUCGAAACCACAAAUGGUUCAGUGUCAUCAACGUUGACAAGCUGCUACGAAAACAGUUUCCGGUACCUUGGAAACCAAAGAUCAAGAACGCACUUGAUGCUUCUCACUUUGAAAACUAUCAAGAUCUCGAAAAUGAGUUGCCACCCAAGACAAAGCCAUUGACAACAGCAGAGCAGGUUGCGUUCAAAGACUUCUAA